CGCAUCGCAUCUCUCCCGGAACUGCGCCGGCGACGGAGGAGGAUGAGCUCGGUGGCGAAGAAAGGAUGGAAUCUCUAUAUGAUUCAGCUCCAGCAUCAUCCUCUUCGAACUAAGGCGAUCACUGCAGGGGUUUUGUCAGGAAUCAGUGACUCAGUGGCGCAGAAGAUGUCUGGGAUUCAGAGGCUUCAGCUAAGGCGGCUUGUUCUUAAAGUGCUCUUUGGAGUUGCAUAUCUUGGACCUUUUGGCCAUUUUCUACAUAAGUUGUUGGAUUCCAUCUUCAAAGGGAAGAGAGAUAGUAAGACAGUAGCUAAGAAGGUAUUACUGGAGCAGUUGACAUCUUCUCCUUGGAACAAUAUGCUCUUCUUUUUAUACUAUGGGCUGAUUGUUGAAAAGCGGCCUUGGCCACAGGUGAAGAAUAAAAUUGUUAAGGAAUACCCAUCUGUGCAGAUGACAUCAUGGAUGUUUUGGCCCGUAGUGGGUUGGAUAAAUCACCGAUAUUUGCCACUGCAGUUUCGCGUUAUAUUCCAUAGCCUUGUUGCAUUUUGCUGGGGGCUGUUUCUAAACCUCCGAGCAAGGAGUAUGACUUUGAUUAAGCAAUAGGGAGUCUGUCAUCAACCUUUUGUG
Molecule: messenger RNA, 624 nt
Organism: Dioscorea cayenensis subsp. rotundata (Guinea yam)
Lineage: Eukaryota; Viridiplantae; Streptophyta; Magnoliopsida; Dioscoreales; Dioscoreaceae
Product: peroxisomal membrane protein PMP22-like
Exons: 7
Coding region: 43-600 (185 amino acids)
Cellular component (GO): cytoplasm; membrane
Source: RefSeq, a predicted model, not a curated record